GUCAGAUCACAAAAACAUGACACAAGACGUCAGCUUUUAAAGUAAUCAUUUUAAUACUACCGGCGGAUAUUUAGCAGCCGGAAGUCAAUUAUUGCGCUUUCCCUUCUUAAACAAUAACAAUUUUGUUUCUUUUAAACUUCCAACAUAGUCACACUAGAAGUCGUGGAUGUGAGCACCCACGCCCGCAGAAGCAGAAAGGUCAGGCGGGACCAGGAAAUGACCUCUAGCCGGUCCGAUGACAUCAUAGCCACCACGCUCACUCAUACGCGGAGCUGUUUGAGACGAGUGCUCGGAGCUCAUCCAGGAGUUUAGGUGUCUCUAAUAGUCUCUGUGUCCAGAAAAACACGCUGCUGAUUCGCGCAACACCGGCGGAGUCAACCGAAUCACCGACAUGUCGGAAGAAGCUAGUUCUCAGGAUGGAAACGGCAAAGUUAGCCGAGUCAUUCGAGUGGGAACCCGCAAGAGCCAGCUGGCUCGCAUCCAGACGGACAGCGUGGCCGAGACGUUGAAAGAGCUGUACCCUGACAUCCACUUAGAAAUCGUUGCCAUGUCAACAACAGGAGACAAAAUCCUCGAUACUGCUUUGUCAAAGAUUGGUGAGAAGAGCUUGUUCACCAAAGAGCUGGAGAAUGCACUGGAGAGGAAUGAGGUCGACCUGGUUGUUCACUCCCUCAAAGACCUUCCCACCACUCUGCCUCCGGGGUUCACCAUCGGAGCUGUGCUGAAGAGAGAAAACCCCCACGAUGCAGUGGUCCUCCAUCCGAGCCAUGCUGGGAAGACUCUGGACACGCUGCCAGAGAACAGUGUGAUUGGCACCAGCUCGCUGCGCCGAGCUGCUCAGCUGAAGAAGAGGUUCCCCCACCUGGACUUCAAAGACAUCCGUGGGAACCUGAAUACACGGCUGAAGAAGCUGGAUGAGAAAAAUGACUUUGCCGCCAUUAUCCUGGCGGCUGCCGGCCUCAGGAGGAUGGGCUGGGAAAGCCGCAUCAGCCAGAUCCUGGAGCCCGACGACUGUAUGUAUGCUGUGGGACAGGGGGCCCUGGCAGUGGAGGUUCGGGCCAGAGAUGCAGACAUCCUAGAGAUGGUGUCCAUCCUUCAUGACCCUGACACUGUGCUGCGCUGCAUAGCUGAAAGAGCCUUCCUCAGACGCCUGGAGGGUGGCUGUAGUGUCCCAGUGGCUGUGCACACCCAAGUAAAGGACUCCCAGCUGUACCUGACGGGGGCGGUAUACAGUCUGGAUGGCUCAAACAGCCUGAAGGAAACCAUGCAGGUCAGCAUCGCUGUGGGGACCCAGAGCUCAGAAAAGGUGGACGAGCAGGUCCAGCGAGUGGGAGUCACGGCCAACAAGAUCCCAGGUAGCGUCCAGGACGAGGCCGAGAAGCUCGGCGUCGACCUGGCCGACUUACUGCUCAACAAAGGAGCCAAGGAGAUCCUGACGGUGGCCCGGCAACUCAAUGACGUCAGAUAGGUCUUCCUGGCUGACAGCGGGGCUCCAGAGCAUGCAGGCAGUCGCAACCUGAGCUCCAUCUAAUGUUGGUCUGCUGACUGUUUGCUGCAUGAGGUCAGGACCUGUGGUCAGGGUUGUAGAAAGCUGCUAAACUGGCUGCUAUUAUCCGCUCACUGAGAGUCCCCGCUGUCUCGGUUCCUGUGCGUUCUCACGCAGAGAACCUCAUGGAACCUGAGCCACGUUCGGUAAGAAACACGCAGUGGCCUUCAGACGUUGUUGUCAACACUUAACAGCACCAGUGCUGGCUGAUAUCAGUCUGUCAGCACUGCCUUCGUCUAAUCAUUUGUUCCCAAAGCUCAGACCGUUUCAUCCACAUCUGCUGUCGUAACUCACCCAGCAUCUUCUCGUUUCGACGGUGCCAAAGACGAGCGCUGUUCAUUAAGGCGGACUGUCUGCAAAAUUUCAGUUCACGCUUAUGUUCACUUUGGCACACCCAUUUGUUGCCAUCACGAAAGAAGAGGUGACAUCCAGCUGUGGAGGGCUGCUUGCUUCCUCAUUAGCAGAGAGAGCAUAUUUGAUCCACACACUGGGCUUCAGGAGUGCGUUCUUUAACACUGGUAGUAAUGCACAUGUGGCGUGUGUGUGGGUUUUAAUAUGACUGCAGCUCCAGCGCCUGCACGUUUUCACUGUCCUGCUCUGAUUCUUAAAGCAUGCACUGUGGUCUUUUGUAGUGCUUUGCUGGCCACAGGGAUGCACUGAUAUCCAUACUGUACUCACUGAUGUGUGUCAGAUUGACAUUUCUGUUUUCUCACAUUAGUCGACGUUCAGUGAUGGUGUGAUGCGGAGCUGUAAGUUCAAGGAGAAUAAAAAAACGACACAAAGGAAGCUUCCUGUAUGAGCUCUCAGACAGGCCAGUGCAUCCCUGCUGGAAGCCGAUGAUGGAGAUGAACUGUGAGCUUCAUUCCUGUGAGCGAUGCUUGAAGACUCCCCAAAGCUGGACACGCAUCAUCAACAAGAAAACACACGUGGUUAGAAAAGUUCCCAGUUUUUGUCAUGAUGAAGACUCAUGCUGUGGUGACGGCCUUCGUCCUGUUACGUUGUUCUGACUUUCUGGAUUUAGAUCAUUAUGUAAUAUUGACAGUAGAUUGAUUAUUAGAGCACCUCUGUUAUAUUUAUGGAGUCUGUAUGUCACGAUCACUUUAAGUAUCUGAAAGCUGAUGAGUUGGUUUGAAGGUUUUACUGAUCAGGACUCAUCAGCUCACAGACGUCAGGUUAGCGGCACAUAGAAGGUUUACGCUGCAACAUGCUGUACCCCCCAUAUAUCACAAUGUGUUAAUGAUUUUUACUGUGAUUGUCUAAGUAUUAUCUCAUUUUGCCUACAAACUGCACACCUGCCUUACAUGCAGCAGUCUUCACUCUGCAUCAUAUAUCCAGUGUUCAUGGAAUUCAAUGUUCUUUUUCUAGGUUUUUGUUGCAUAUCUGAUUUAAACCUCCUGAGACAAUGAGAGGUCAUGUUAGCCAUAUUUGUUUUCAGCUUUAAUUUCUUUAUAACAUAGAAGACUGUUGUACUCAGUAAUUUUCCCACAGCGCCGACUGUUCAAAACAAAAGGUCGUCAUCAAGAAGCAAUAAAGUUCCUGUGCUGU
This is a messenger RNA of Pundamilia nyererei, 3091 nucleotides long. Its product is annotated as porphobilinogen deaminase. Bases 392 to 1468 code for a protein of 358 amino acids. The record is from RefSeq and is a predicted model, not a curated record. The transcript is spliced from 14 exons. Lineage: Eukaryota; Metazoa; Chordata; Actinopteri; Cichliformes; Cichlidae. Gene Ontology annotation, cellular component: cytoplasm. Gene Ontology annotation, molecular function: hydroxymethylbilane synthase activity. Gene Ontology annotation, biological process: heme biosynthetic process.